Thyridium curvatum is the source of this 2826-nucleotide messenger RNA. RefSeq lists its product as uncharacterized. The coding region runs from base 1 to 2826 and encodes 941 amino acids. Gene Ontology annotation, biological process: protein import into nucleus. Gene Ontology annotation, molecular function: small GTPase binding; nuclear import signal receptor activity. Gene Ontology annotation, cellular component: cytoplasm; nucleus. The transcript has 3 exons. Lineage: Eukaryota; Fungi; Ascomycota; Sordariomycetes; Thyridiales; Thyridiaceae. The record is from RefSeq and is a predicted model, not a curated record.
AUGGCCUGGCAACCUGUGCCCGAGUCCCUGCGGACUCUGGCGACAUGCCUCAAGGACUCGCUCAGCGGCUUCGACAAGGCUGCCCAGAAGCAGGCCGAGAUUAUGCUCGGACAGGCCAAGUCCUCGCCAGAUAUCAACAACUAUCUUGCCUACCUCUUCUCGAGCGUUGACCCCCCCGAGGGUGUCUCUCUUUCCGCUUCGGAUUUCCAUGUCGUUCGAUCUGCUGCGGCCAUCAUGAUCAAGAACAACAUCAAGACGCACUACAAACAAAUACCGGAGCAGAGCCUGGCCUUGAUCAAGCUCGCCGUGCCCAUGGGCAUCCAAGACAAGAACGCGCAGAUUCGCAGCUAUGCCGGAAACAUCGCCACCGAGUUGUUGAGGAGGGGAGGUGUCUACAGCUGGCCGGAACUGCUGCAGGACCUCAUCAAGAUGAUUGGCAACGAAGGCGGCCAGUCCUCCACCGAAGCGCAGGAAGGCGCCAUGGCUGCCAUGGCAAAGAUCUGCGAGGACAACGUCAAGAUGUUGGAGCGGGAACACAACGGCCAGCGGCCUCUCAACUUCAUGCUGCCCAAGUUCAUCGAGGCGACAAAGAGCCCGCUGCCCAAGGUCCGCGCCCAGGCCCUGUCCGCCAUCAACGUCUUCACGCCCCGCAAGUCGCAGGCCAUGCUCAACUGCAUCGACGACCUCCUACAGCACCUCUUCAUUCUUGCUGGCGACACCAACGCCGACGUGCGCCGGCAGGUAUGCCGCGCAUUUGUCCAGUUGGUUGAGACCCGCCCAGACAAGCUCCAGCCGCAUAUCUCUGGCCUCGUCGAUUACAUCAUCACCCAGCAGCAGAGCGAUGACGAGGAGCUGGCCUGCGAGGCCGCCGAGUUCUGGCUUUCCGUCGGUGAACACGAUGAGCUCUGGGCCGCGCUCGGACCCUACAUCCAGAAGAUCAUCCCCGUCCUGCUCAAGUGCAUGGUGUACAGCGGUGACGAGAUCGCUCUCCUGGGCGGCGCAUCAGAUGACGAGGACGAGGAUGACCGAGAGGAGGACAUCAAGCCGCAGUUUGCCAAGAAGAACUUGAAGCGCAAUGUCAACGCUGAGGCUUCCACAGAUGCCGCGCAGAACGGUAACGCAUACGAGAAGCUGGCCAACAUGGACGAGGAUCUCGAGGAGGGCGAGAUCGACGACGACCUCGAUGAUGGUGACGAGAACCCUGACGAGAAGUGGACCAUUCGCAAGUGCUCCGCCGCCGCCCUCGACGUGUUUGCGCGCGACUUUAGGAAUCCCGUGUUCGAGUGCAUUCUACCGUACCUCACCAGCAACCUCAAGCACGAGGAGUGGCCUUACCGUGAGGCAGCCGUCCUCGCGCUUGGUGCAGUCGCCGAGGGCUGCAUCGAGGCCGUUAAGCCUCAUCUGCCGGAGCUUGUCCCCUAUCUCAUCAGCCUUCUCGAGGACCCCGAGCCUGUCGUUCGACAGAUCACUUGCUGGACCCUGGGAAGAUACUCCUCGUGGGCAGCCGAGCUGACUGACCCCGUGCAGAAGAGCACCUACUUUGUGCCGAUGAUGGAGGGUAUCCUCCACAAGAUGCUGGACAAGAACAAGAAGGUGCAGGAAGCGGGAGCCUCUGCAAUGGCGAACCUGGAGGAGAAGGCGGGCAAGACGCUGGAGCCCUACUGCGGUCCCAUAAUACAGCAAUUCGUGCGAUGCUUCGGCAAGUACAAGGACCGCAACAUGUACAUCCUCUACGACUGCGUCCAGACGCUUGCCGAGUGCAUCGGCCCCUUCCUGGCGAACCCAGAGCUUUCUGGCCAGUUGAUGCCGGCCCUGAUAGACAGGUGGCAGAAGGUGACCGACCAGUCGCGCGAGCUUUUCCCGCUCCUUGAGUGCCUCUCCUAUGUUGCGAUGGCACUGGGCGACUCCUUUUCACCUUAUGCCCAGCCCAUCUUCAGACGAUGUAUCAACAUCAUCCAUCAGAACUUGGAGCAGUCACUGGCAGCUGCCAGCAACACGACCUUUGACCAGCCGGACAAGGACUUCCUUGUCACCAGCCUGGAUCUCCUUAGUGCCGUCAUUCAGGCUCUGGAGGACAACAAGGCCAGUGAGUUGGUCACCGAUACACAGCCAGCUUUCUUCGAGCUGCUGAGCUUCUGUAUGGAGGACCCUGCCGACGAGGUCAGGCAGUCUGCCUAUGCUCUGCUUGGCGACUGUGCUCGUUUCAUCUUCCCCCAACUCCAGCCUAUGUUGAACACACUCUUCCCUAUCCUGCUGAAGCAGCUCGAUCUGGAUAACAUCCUUGACGAGGAGAUCGACGCAGGAUUCAGCGUGGUAAAUAACGCGUGCUGGAGUGCUGGAGAGAUUGCCAUGCAGCAUGGAAAGGACAUGGCGCCGUAUGUCCAGGAGCUGCUGCAGCGAUGUGUCGAGAUCAUUUCCAACCCUCGCGUGCCCAAGGGUGUCAACGAGAAUGCGGCCAUCGCCCUUGGCCGGCUUGGCCUCGAGAACUACGAGCAGCUCGCCCCGCACCUGCCGACGUUUGCUGAAGAGUUCCUGAACUCGAUGGAUGACGUCGACCCCUCCGAGGAGAAGGCUACCGCCUUCAGGGGCUUCACCAUGGUCGUGGGCCAGAACCCUCAGGCCAUGGAGAGCGUGUUGCUGCAUUACUUCAACGCGAUCGCGCGCUACCGAGACAUCAAGCUGCGCAACCCCGCUAAGCACGAGCUCCAUGAUGUCUUCCAGAAUGCCAUCAACGUCUACAGGCAAAUCAUUCCUCAAUUUGACGAUUUCAUCAAGCAGAUGGAUCCUCAGGAUCUCGAGGUGCUGAAAGCCAACUACACGAUUUGA